Messenger RNA from Ascochyta rabiei, 1047 nucleotides. RefSeq lists its product as uncharacterized. The transcript is spliced from 2 exons. Lineage: Eukaryota; Fungi; Ascomycota; Dothideomycetes; Pleosporales; Didymellaceae. The record is from RefSeq and is a predicted model, not a curated record. Bases 1 to 1047 code for a protein of 348 amino acids.
AUGAGGAGACUGUGGGAGGAAGCAACUUCGAAAAACUUGAAUCGAUCAGAGAAUUACUCACAUGUCGCUGUAUUACUUGUGAAGUGGGCAGAAGAGCUGGACGAGCUCAAGACCCGCAGUGAGUUGGAAGAACUCGCAGCUGUCUUUCGUGAGCAAUUUCACUUCCACACCGAGACUGUGGAGCUCAAUGUCGCAAGCAAACCCCAACUUCAGCUGCAUCGACGUAUAUCAACCUUCGCCGCAGAAAACGAUGGACCAAACAGUCUAAUGAUUGUGUACUACACUGGAAACGGUGUCUAUAGAGAGCUAGAAAAUUAUCUACAAUUGUUCGCAAGCAUCGUUCCUGUAAUGGGUGGGGGUCUCAAGGAUGCUCACGUAAACUGGCAGAAGGCAGAAAAGAUUCUGCGAUCAGAGGACAUAGAUGCAGACGUUCUGACAAUUUUGGACACGUGCUAUGCAAGUAAUUCCAUGCAUAAUCGGAGUUCCGGCGGGAACGGAUACUCGGAAGGAAAGAGCACAAAUUCGUCAAGGCGAAUGGAGUUACUAAGUGCUUGUCCUAUCGAUCAAACCACAGCAUCACCUGGCCCGUGGUCCUUCACUCGAGCUCUGAUUGAUACCCUGAGAGAUCUGGUAAGGGAACGUGGCGACAAGUCCUUCUCGACGUUUUACCUGAAUCAGCGCAUUUGUAUGGAUGUUCGACGACACGAAACACCAUCUCACCUCUGGCGUCUGCUGCCGAACGAUCAGUCUAUUUCUCUCGCGCCGAUAGGGACAUCAGAGUGCCUACGAGCAAGCAGUCCCCCUCUGGCGCAGUUGAAGCUGAGCUUUGGUCUUCGGGACCAGUCUCUCAACGAAAAGCAGGUGGAGUUCUUGGCUCAUUGUCUGACAAAAGCGCUACAAAACCAAACGGUUGUCAGUGUUCGAAAAAUCGACUGGCUGAGACUUGAACCGACGCCACUCUUUCAGUUUGAGCGAUGGACUGUAAUCAUCAUCGCCCUAUUACGGUGGAAGAAAGCCGUACUCACAAAGCGAGGAGAAAGACAAUAG